Messenger RNA from Balaenoptera musculus (blue whale), 4499 nucleotides. It is a transcript of the gene BIRC2, whose product is annotated as baculoviral IAP repeat containing 2. Gene Ontology annotation, biological process: regulation of apoptotic process. The record is from RefSeq and is a predicted model, not a curated record. The transcript is spliced from 9 exons. The coding region runs from base 2118 to 3980 and encodes 620 amino acids. Lineage: Eukaryota; Metazoa; Chordata; Mammalia; Artiodactyla; Balaenopteridae.
CCUGGCCUGAAGCACCGUUCCCGUUGCUAGUGAUGAGCUUCUGAAAUUAGGACACGUUCGUCAGUGCAUUCGCCUCCAGAACAGAAAAACAAAAGUUUAAAAAUAAAAGAUACAGUGGUUGAUUAUAAAAUAGAUAUACUCCCCAAAAGACUAUAAAAUCAAAGCUUCAAAAUUAAUCCUCUGAUGCUGUUCUGCUUUCCAACACUCGUCUUUUUUCAUUUACACGGCCAGCUGUUGAAGGUUGACAUCACAGAGCUGCUGAGGAAAACGGUUACAACUGUACACUUAAUCGAAGCCGAAACGCCGCCGGAUUGACUCCACCCCCGGACGCGGUCACCCACGCCGAGGGGAGGCCCCACUAGAGGAAUCCGGCUGGGGCUAGACCCCAGCCGGGUGACGCGGGGGAGACGCUCACCGCCCGCGCUGGGGCGUUUCCGCAGGGCUUCCCGCGAUUCAAAAUCUACGGCUCACGCUUCGCCACGUCCCCCUCAGGAGAAUGUCAGGGACGGCGAGGGAAGGAAACGUCAAAAGUGCUCACGCGGCGAAAUUAAAGGUUGGAACGCCGAGGGGACGCCCAGCCCCGCCGCCCCCGCGGGCUGACCGACUGCGCACGGCCUAGCGCGCGCUUCGGGCCGCUCUCCGCCUGCAGACUCCCCGGCGCCCUCGCGCGGCGUGACGUGAUCCCGGCCGGCGCGCUGUCGUCACUGUGCGUCGGCGUGGGCCCUGCGCGGGCGGGGGGGCUUUGGGAGCACAGGAGCCCAGCCGCCCGGCUCCCUAUUCUGUCGGCGUAGCAGCUCUCGGGGCUGUGGAGGAUCCAGACUACCGCGCCGUUUCCGCGUUUGCUCCACCGGCCCAGCGAUUUACAGCCCUGAAGAGUCUACUUUUUCCCCCUCAUUUUCCCCCCUGCAGUAAUAAAUCCCAUUAUGGAGACUCAGAAACUUUAUAAAGGGAUAUAGUUUGAAUUCUGUGGAGUGUAACUUUGUGUAUGAAUUAUACUUUUAAGAUACGAAGGGUUUUCAGAAAGAAGGCUAGUAGAGUUAAUUACUGGUUUAUUAUGCAUGAGUAGUAAUUUUGUUGGUAAUACAGUACCUUAGGCAUUUGUGAUAACACUAGAAAGGACAAGCUGUAUCUUGAUAAAUUGAUUUACCUUUAAUUACAAAAUGAAUGAUAUUAUAGAUGCAUGAUUCUUAAAUGAAAGACAAGUUAUUUAAUAUUUUUGUAAGAAGUUUCAGCUGUGGAAAUUUUAUGGUUAACUAGUUUUUGAAGAAGAUACCUUCAUUUGAUCAAGUAUACUAAAGUAGUAUACAAAGUUAGGAAGAAGGACAACAUAAUAAUGAUGCUGCAGGAAAUGGAAACAAAUACAGACAAUAUUUAACAAAGGCAGAAGAGUUAGCAGUUUGUGAGUUUUAAGCAAAAUUCAUUUCAUUUGACAUUGUACACAGUAUAACAGGUUUAGGUUCAACAACGCUUGUAGGUGUUGACAUCUCCAAAAGUUGUUAGCUGAAGCUAGUUUAACCUUCUUAAGUAAAUACUAUGAUGAUAAACUUUGUGAAAUUGGCCUUUAGAUAAUGUGACCAUAUGAAGACUUUAAUUCUUUUUGUUUACUAGAAUAAAAGAUUUUAAAAAAAUAUGUUAAAGUGCUCAUAGGGAAAGAAGCCUGCAUAUAGUUUUUUCCUCUUGUAGCAUAGUCGUUAAUUGACUUGAUAUCCCGGCUUUGUAGCUUGUAACUGAAAGCAAAUUAAAGGCAUAAUUUAGGUAUUCUAUCCUUGUUUAGAAUUUUUGGAAUAUAAACCUCCUUGAAAAGUCAAGGAGUCUUAGCAUAUUUUUGGAAGUGUGUCAACUUCUUUCAGGCUAUUAGGUCAGUAUUACACCAAAUAACGAACAAAUAGCAUUUGAGUUAAUAUAAUCCCGGAGAGUAUUAAAUAGUAUCUUGGUAAUUUAGGAGAGAUAUUCAUCCUACCUGAGUAUCAACUCAGGUAUAAAUCCAGUAAAGAAGGUGUAGUGAAUUUUACAUAAGUAGGGGCCUAUCAUUUGAUUCUUUUUUAUGGCAAAAAUCUAAUGUGAAAGGAAGAGAAGUGCCUUGUGAAGGAUUUUAGAGUCAAAAAGUAAAAUGACUCAUGCACAAAACUACCUCCCAAAGACUUUUCCCAGAUCUCUCGUAUCAAAAAAUUAAGAGUACGAUGGAAGAUAGCACGAUCUUGUCAAAUUGGACAAUCGUCAACAAACAAAAAAUGAAAUAUGACUUUUCAUGUGAACUCUACAGAAUGUCUACAUAUUCAACUUUCCCCGUUGGUGUUCCUGUCUCAGAAAGGAGUCUUGCUCGUGCUGGUUUUUAUUACACUGGUGUGAAUGACAAGGUCAAAUGCUUUUGUUGUGGCCUGAUGCUGGAUAACUGGAAACAAGGAGACAAUCCUAUUGAAAAGCAUAAACAACUAUAUCCUAGCUGUAGCUUUAUUCAGAAUCUAGUUUCUGUUACUAGUCUGGAAUCCACCUCUAAGAAUGUUUCUUCUCCAGUGAGAAACAGUUUUACACAUUCAUUAUUACCUACUUUGGAACAUAGUAGCUCGUUCAGUGGUUCUUAUUCCAACCUUUCACCAAACCCUGUUAAUUCUAGAGCAGUUGAAGACUUUUCCCCAAUGAGGACUAACCCCUACAGUUAUGCCAUGAGUACUGAAGAAGCGAGAUUUCUUACUUACCAGAUGUGGCCAUUAACCUUUUUGUCACCAUCAGAAUUGGCAAGAGCUGGCUUUUAUUAUAUAGGACCUGGAGAUAGAGUAGCCUGCUUUGCCUGUGGUGGGACUCUAAGUAACUGGGAACCAAAGGAUGAUGCUAUGUCAGAACACCGGAGACAUUUCCCCAACUGUCCAUUUUUGGAAAAUUCUCUGGAAACGCUGAGGUUUAACAUUUCAAAUUUGAGCAUGCAGACACAUGCAGCUCGACUGAGAACAUUUAUGUACUGGCCUUCAACUGUACCAGUUCAGCCUGAGCAGCUUGCAAGUGCUGGUUUCUAUUAUGUGGGUCGCAGUGAUGAUGUCAAAUGCUUUUGUUGUGAUGGUGGCUUAAGGUGUUGGGAAUCUGGAGAUGACCCAUGGGUUGAACACGCCAAGUGGUUUCCAAGGUGUGAGUUCUUGAUACGCAUGAAAGGGCAGGAGUUUGUUGAUGAGAUUCAAGCUAGGUAUCCUCAUCUUCUUGAACAGCUAUUGUCAACUUCAGAUACUCCUGGAGAUGAAAAUGCUGAUCCACCAAUUGUUCAUUUUGGACCUGGAGAAAGUUCUUCAGAUGAUGCAGUCAUGAUGAAUACACCUGUGGUUAAAGCUGCCUUGGAAAUGGGCUUUAGUAGAAGCCUGGUAAAGCAGACAAUUCAGAGUAAAAUCCUAACAACUGGAGAGAAUUACAGAACAGUUAAUGAUAUUGUGUCAGCACUUCUUAAUGCUGAAGAUGAAAAUAGAGAAGAAGAGAAGGAAAGACAAACUGAAGAAACAGCAUCAGAUGAUUUGUCCUUGAUUCGGAGGAAUAGAAUGGCUCUCUUUCAACAGUUGACGUGUGUGCUUCCUAUCCUGGAUAAUCUUUUAAAGGCCAAUGUAAUUAAUAAACAAGAACAUGAUAUUAUUAAACAAAAAACACAGAUACCUUUGCAAGCAAGAGAACUGAUUGAUACCGUUUUAGUUAAAGGAAAUGGUGCUGCCAACAUCUUCAAGAACUGUCUUAAAGAAAUUGACUCUACAUUAUAUAAGAACUUAUUUGUGGAAAAGAAUAUGAAGUAUAUUCCAACAGAAGAUGUUUCAGGUCUGUCACUGGAAGAACAACUGAGAAGGUUGCAAGAAGAAAGAACUUGUAAAGUGUGUAUGGACAAAGAAGUUUCUAUUGUAUUCAUUCCUUGUGGUCACCUGGUAGUAUGCCAGGAAUGUGCCCCUUCUUUAAGAAAAUGCCCUAUUUGCAGGGGUAUAAUUAAGGGUACUGUUCGUACAUUUCUCUCAUAAAAGAAAAAUAGUCUAUAUGUUGCCUAUAUAUAAAAAUUUUAAAAUAUUAUUUGAACAUUUGAAGCUAUCUGAAGUAAAAAAGGAAUUAUUGAUUCUUUAAUUAGUAACAUUUUUGUUCUACUCUGCUUUCUUUGGUACUAGUAAUCUUGUUUCCAAAAGAAUAUCAUUUAUAAUAUUUAAUCUUAACCUCUGUUUAUAUGAAAGGUAAGAUUUAUGUUUGAGCUAUAUUAGUGUACAUGUAUGAACACAGGAGGAAUUAAAGGAGCAAUGUUAAUGCUAUUAUGUAUCAUUUUAGGAGUAACUAGGUUUGGUAUUCUUUCUGAAAGCUUUGAGUACUACUUUAGAGUGUAGUUGAAAGAAAUGGAAACCAGGAGCUCUGGAGUUUAUCAUAGUUAUAUUGCCAAAUUCUCAUUGGUGUUUUUUCAGUUGUGUUGUAAAAUAAGGAUUUUUCUCUUACAGGUAAAAAAGCUUUUCCCUAAUUUGUGAGAAACAUCUUAAUAAAGGUCUUUGAAAAGACUA